This is a messenger RNA of Xyrauchen texanus (razorback sucker), 6081 nucleotides long. It is a transcript of the gene abcb4, whose product is annotated as ATP-binding cassette, sub-family B (MDR/TAP), member 4. Gene Ontology annotation, biological process: transmembrane transport. The record is from RefSeq and is a predicted model, not a curated record. Gene Ontology annotation, molecular function: ABC-type transporter activity; ATP binding; ATP hydrolysis activity. The coding region runs from base 179 to 3997 and encodes 1272 amino acids. Gene Ontology annotation, cellular component: membrane. NCBI's taxonomy places the organism in Eukaryota, Metazoa, Chordata, Actinopteri, Cypriniformes, Catostomidae. The transcript has 28 exons.
CGCGGCUGCGCUCUCAUACAGGAUCAUCUUCGCUCUCGACUCCAGCCACAGUAGAGCAGCAGUGCACUACGGGUGGGACCGCAUCACCUCACUCAAAUCAGCGCACAAAACCACCUGCUCCAUCACAACUUAAUCACUUAACUCCUGAUUAAAACAUCAGCGUUUGAGAUAAGCAAAGAUGGGCAAGAAGUUAAAACUGUCUAAAGGCAAAAAGGAGGAGAAUGGUGAUUUAAGCACUGAGAAGAAUGGAAAGGAAGAGGAGAAUCCCAAAAUAGAGAUGGUGGGACCAAUAGAAAUAUUUCGCUAUGCAGAUGGUGUCGACAUUUUCCUUAUGCUUGUUGGUGCAGUUAUGUCCAUGGCCAAUGGGGCAGUACUUCCACUCAUGACUAUUGUAUUUGGAGACAUGACAAAUAGCUUUGUGGACAGUACAAUAUUAGACAGUUUAAAGGACAACGUCACCUUUCCACCCAACUACACCUUUCCAGAGUUUACUAAUGUGACUUUAGGGGAGCAGAUGACAAAGUAUGCCAUAAACUACAGCAUUUUGGGGUUUGUAGUCUUGGGGGCGGCAUACAUGCAGGUUGCCUUUUGGACUCUUGCAGCAGGACGUCAAGUGAAAAGACUUAGAAAGAAGUUUUUUCAUUCCAUCAUGAAACAGGAGAUCGGUUGGUUUGAUGUCAACGAGACAGGACAGCUCAACACACGCCUCACAGAUGAUAUCUACAAAAUAAAUGAAGGCAUUGGGGAUAAGCUUGGCAUGCUUAUUCAGUCCUUCACCACUUUUCUUACCGGCAUCAUCAUUGGCUUUGUCAAAGGCUGGAAACUCACGCUCGUCAUCCUCGCUGUUAGCCCAUUACUCGGAAUCUCAGCUGCUAUCAUUGGAAAGGUGAUGACAUCAUUUACCUCAAUGGAGCAGACAGCCUAUGCCAAGGCUGGAGCAGUGGCUGAGGAGGUGCUGUCAGCCAUCAGAACUGUCUUUGCCUUUGGGGGACAGAAGAAAGAGAUGGAGAGGUAUCACAAGAACUUGGAGGAUGCUAAGAAUGUUGGCAUAAGGAAGGCUAUAACUGUGAACAUUGCUGUGGGCUUUACAUUCUUCAUGAUCUAUAUGUCCUAUGCGCUGGCCUUUUGGUAUGGCAGCAAUCUUAUCCUGGCUGGAGAAUAUGACAUUGGCAAACUCUUAACGGUUUUCUUCACCGUCCUAAUUGGAGCUUUCGGCAUUGGCCAAACAUCUCCCAACAUCCAGUCCUUCUCUAGUGCAAGAGGUGCCGCCCACAAAGUUUUCCAGAUCAUUGAUAAUGAACCCAGCAUUAACAGUUUCUCGGAUGAAGGCUACAAACUUGAUGUUGUAAAAGGGAACAUAGAAUUCAAAAACAUUCACUUCAACUACCCCACUCGACAGGAUGUAAAAGUCCUGAAUGGCAUAAAUCUUAAAGUCAUGAGUGGACAGACUAUUGCUCUGGUGGGCAGCAGUGGGUGUGGAAAAAGCACAACAAUCCAGCUGCUACAGCGCUUCUAUGACCCACAGGAAGGAACAGUGACUAUAGAUGGUCAUGAUAUUCGCUCUCUGAAUGUGCGAGGUCUGAGGGAACUGAUAGGUGUAGUCAGUCAGGAGCCAGUGCUGUUCGCCACCACCAUUGCAGAGAACAUCCGCUAUGGACGUCAAGACGUCACCCAGGAAGAGAUUGAGCAGGCAGCACGUGAAGCCAAUGCCCAUGACUUCAUCAUGAAACUGCCAGAUAAAUUUGAGACGCUUGUUGGAGAAAGGGGCACUCAAAUGAGUGGUGGACAGAAGCAGCGUAUUGCUAUUGCAAGAGCGCUUGUACGCAACCCCAAGAUCCUCCUCCUUGAUGAGGCUACAUCUGCGCUAGAUGCUGAGAGUGAGACUAUCGUACAAGCAGCAUUAGACAAGGUGAGGCUGGGCAGGACCACCAUUAUAGUGGCUCACCGGCUGUCCACUAUUCGAAAUGCUGAUGUCAUCGCUGGUUUCCAAAAUGGUGAAAUAGUAGAACUGGGCACACAUGACGAACUAAUGGAAAGAAAGGGAAUCUACCACUCCCUCAUCACAAUGCAGAUUUUUAAGAGUUCAGAUGAUGUUGAGGAGAGAAAAGAGGAGAUAACUAUGGAUGAGAAAAGUCCAUCAAUCCGCUCUUUGAAUGAACACACACUAUACAGACAGAAAUCAAGAAGUGCUUCAGAGAAAAAUCUGCAGGAGGAAAAGAAACCGACAGAGGAGGAAAAGGUUCCAGGUGUCUCCUUCUUCACGGUUCUUAAAUUGAAUAAACCUGAAUGGCCAUACAUAGUGUUUGGAGUCUUCUGCGCCAUCAUCAAUGGAGCCCUGCAACCAGCAUUUGCUAUAAUUUUCUCUAAAAUCAUUGCUGUAUUUGCUGAGGUCGAUCAGGAAAUUAUAAGGAAGAGAAGUGACACUUACUCACUGCUGUUUGCUGGAAUUGGGAUUGUGUCCUUUUUCACUCUCUUCUUUCAGGGUUACUGUUUUGGGAAAGCUGGUGAGAUUCUGACCAUGCGACUGAGAUUUAAAGCCUUCAAUUCUAUGAUGAGACAGGACCUGAGCUGGUAUGAUGAUACUAAGAACAGUGUGGGUGCUCUGACCACCAGGCUGGCUGCAGAUACUGCUCAAGUGCAGGGUGCCACCGGAUUGAGAAUGGCAACACUGGCACAGAAUGUGGCAAACCUGGGCACCUCCAUCAUCAUUUCGUUUGUGUAUGGCUGGCAGUUGACCCUCCUCAUCAUCUCCAUUGUUCCAGUCAUGGCUGUUGCUGGAGCAAUCCAGAUGAAGUUACUGGCAGGACAUGCUCUGAAAGACAAGAAGGAGCUUGAGCAAGCUGGAAAGAUUGCAACGGAAGCAAUCGAGAACAUCCGUACCGUGGUUUCAUUGACAAGAGAGAGCAAGUUUGAGAAUCUCUACCAGGAGAACUUAGUUCUGCCCUACAAGAAUGCCAAGAAAAAGGCACAUAUUUUUGGCCUGACAUUCUCUUUCUCUCAAGCGAUGAUCUACUUUGCCUAUGCUGGCUGUUUCAAGUUUGGCUCUUGGCUUAUUGAACAAAAGCUGAUGACCUUCGAGGGCGUCUUUCUUGUAAUUUCAGCAGUGGUGUAUGGAGCAAUGGCUGUUGGAGAAGCAAACUCCUUCACUCCAAACUAUGCAAAGGCUAAGAUGUCUGCCUCUCACAUCCUGAUGCUCAUCAGCAGAGUCCCAGCUAUUGACAAUGCCUCAGAGGAUGGGGACAAGCCGGAAAAGUUUGAAGGGAAUGUGAGUUUCGAUGAUGUGCUUUUUAACUAUCCAUCACGGCCGGAUGUGCCAGUGCUUCAGGGGCUCAGGCUCAGGGUGAAGAAGGGCCAAACUCUCGCCCUGGUGGGCAGCAGUGGCUGUGGAAAGAGCACCACCAUCCAGCUAUUAGAGAGAUUUUAUGACCCUCUGCAGGGCAAAGUGAUGCUGGAUGACAAUGAUGCAAAGCAGCUGAACAUCCACUGGCUGCGCUCUCAGAUAGGCAUCGUUUCCCAGGAGCCAGUGCUGUUUGACUGCAGCCUGGCAGAGAACAUCGCAUAUGGCGACAACAGCCGAAAAGCACCUCAAGAGGAGAUUGAACAGGCUGCCAAGGCUGCUAACAUACACUCCUUUAUUGAAGGGCUGCCACAGCAAUACCAGACGCAGGCGGGUGAUAAGGGUACUCAGCUCUCAGGAGGGCAGAAACAGCGUAUUGCUAUAGCGAGAGCCAUCCUCCGCAACCCCAAACUCCUACUGCUGGAUGAAGCCACUUCUGCUCUGGACACAGAGAGUGAGAAGGUAGUGCAGGAUGCUCUUGAUAAGGCACGUGAGGGCCGGACAUGUAUCAUAGUAGCCCAUCGGCUGACCACCAUCCAGAACGCAGACCGCAUAGCUGUGUUUCAAAAUGGGGUAGUGGUGGAGCAGGGCACACACCAGCAGCUGCUCAGCCAGAAGGGGGUGUACUACACCCUCGUUACAUCUCAGAUGGGUCACUGACAUUAAAGAGGGACAUGCAUCUAGGCCUAAAUUUGUUUUAAAGACAGAAUCUAUAUCUAUAGAUAUCUAUAUGGUCUCCAGUGGUAGGCAGACUUUGACAUUUUAGACUUGAAUAGUUCUGUUUUCAUUUUGUUAAAUUAAGUGGCAUUUAAAACUAGACACUGCUGAAAACUGUGAAAACACUAUAAAAAUGUGGACAUUUGUGUCCAAGCACAUAUCAUAGGAUUAGAGCUUUGCUCAUGUAAAGAUCAAGACUUAAGCACUGUUGUUUAAAUUAAUAUCUAUCAAAGCCUUGUCGUGUAUUUUAAGGAUGCAUGUUUUUUCUUCAGGUAUAUGAUAAUAUAAAUCCACCUGACUAUCUUGUUGCUUCUUGCUGACUCUCUGUGGUCAUUAAAAUCUCAGGACACUUCUCAAAAAGAGUAUGGGUGUAACCCUUAAAGUUCUGGCUGUAUUCCCCACAUUGGCCCUAAUCAAUCGUGGCCUCCUAAUAAUCUCUAUCCAUGAAUUGGCAGGAUCACUCUACUCUCUCCUCUCCACCAAUAGCUGGUAUGUGGUGAGUGUACUGGUGCACCAUGGCUGCCGUCGCAUCAUCCAGGUGGAUGCUGCACACUGGGGGUGGCUGAGGGGAGUCUCCUGUUCACUGUGUAAAGCGCUUUGAGUGUAGUGUCAGAAAAGCAUUCAUUCAUUCAUUCAUUCAUAGUUGAAUAAUCUUUUUUUUUUUUGUAUUAUUACUAAUAUAACCAAGCACUAACAUUUCUUGGUCACACAAUUUAUUUGGGCAGUUUAUGUAGAACAGUCCCAAAAAUAAAAAAAGAAUUUAAUUAAAAAAAUAAUAAACAAAAAACCCUGCUGAGUUGAGGGCAGAAAUAAGGCUAUUCAAUAAGGCAUAAUUUAAAGGGGUCAUGACAUGAGAAACCAAAUUUACCUUGAUCUUUUGGUAUAUAAGAGGUCUUUGUAUCAUUAAAACGUCCUGCAAGUUUAAUAUUUUAAGACGUCCUCCCCAUUCUAAACGAAUCAUUUAUUUAAUCAAGCUCAAAAUACAGCUCGUUCUGGAUUCAUGGUUAGAAGUGACGUGACGGUUAGAAGUGACGUACCAGCGUUUGCAUAUGACCGCCUCCAGCACAAGAUAACUACGCUUUAAGCGCAAGACAACUACGCUCAUUUCGUAUCGCCGUGCGCCUCACAAGUGUUCAGUCGAUGGACAGCGAGCUCUGACAGAGACUACUUGUGCACAGGAAAAUUACGAUGCCACACAGAUGUGCUGUUCCUGGCUGUGGUCAAACAAAACCUCUGAAUAAGCUGCCGAAAGAUCCAGACGUCUGGGAAAAAUGGAUGCAGUUUAUUUUUUGCGGACGUCCCAGUCACGGCAGUGUUAACUUAAGCGUUUGUUCUGUACAUUUUAAGGAUGACUGUUUUGAGAACAAAUCUCAAUAUGAUGCUGGCUUUGCCAGAAAACUGUUGCUCAAAGAUAAGUCCGUGCCGACUAUUCUGGGAACAAUGACGACGCAAACUGUAAGUAAUCUAUUUUAAACUUUAAACUACUUUUUAAAGCGCAAUUUCAUUCAUUAUGAAUAAUCACAGUGUUUUUACUUAGUUUACUUGCAUAUUGUUCUGGCUGGGGACGUCAAUAAUUGAUACAUAGGCACUGACGUUAGCCAAUCAUAACAGUGGGCGUUAACACUGAAGUCUUAAAUGGAAAACGCCCCCAAAACAGACUGUUUGAAUCAGAGGAUGAGAAACAGGGUGGGAAAAGGUCAUAAAUCACUAGAUUUUAAAAGUUUUUCUUAAAAAAAAUAUAUUAAUACCAUAAUUGCACCUAAGGGAACAUAAUAAUACAAUAAAAAAACCCAUGUCAUGACCCCUUUAAAUAUGCACAAAUUACUUGCCUCAUAUGUGCCUUACAUUAUAAAGUUGCCUUGGUUUCUCAUUAGUGAAGACACUGUUCCUCAUGAGUUUCUAUUUUGAUUUACUCUCUUGUUGUACGUGUGGUGCCAUACAUAUGUAUCAUACUAACAUAAGGCUCUUUAAUUUUGUCCUACAAUGGCGCUGUGUUUUUUAAAUAAAGUUUCUGAUUUUUCAUUAUC